AUGUCUCAAGCGUCAUCAUCCUCCAACCUCUAUGCCUCGACGUCGCGAUGGCAGCCGACUCGUUUCAUCUCGCCCAUCGCCACUCCCUCCGUCCCCUCUGUACCUUCGACGCCAAUGCCUCCGGUAAUGGCAGAGGGUCGAUGGCGACACCACGCCAUCCCAUCACCAGCGCUGCCAACGCAGCCUUCGCUAUUCGGCACCCCGCUCGCACCGCCGCCGCCUGCCCAACAGCGUACUUCGUCGGUUGGACCAAUUCGGUCUCAACCCCUAAGGGCAAGGCAAGCGGCACAGCCCGGCGCUACCUUUAGGUGGAGCGCUAAAAGGUAUUUUUUGACGUACGCUCAGAUUGGGGACCGACCAUCCGACAUGGUCAGGGAGUUCUUCGAGAACUGUAACCCCAAACCAUCGACGUGGAAGGUGGCAGUGGAAUCCCACCAGGACGGUGGGAAACACUGGCACGUCAUCGUCCAAUUCGACCAGGCGAUCCGAUCUCGUAGAGCGGAUCUAUUCGACAUUGAUGGACUGCAUCCGAAUGUCGUCACGCUUAAAUCUCAUCGCGACCUCCUUACGCGAUGGGAAUAUAUCCAUAAGGAGGAGGGAGCCGAGAUCUUCGGACCAUGGCAGGGACCAUCAGGUAAUGCCGAGGUCCAGGACCUCAAGGAGGGGAAGCGUGACGAACGCUUCGUCUAUAUCCGCUCCGCGACCACUAGGGACGACUUCGAGGACCGUGCCAAGGAACUCGCCCCGUACGAAUGGAUUAUCCACCAUGACAAAUUUAUGUCAUUCGCGGAUAAACACUGGAAGGCUCAACGACCCGCUUACGAGUCGAAAUGGACGGAGUUCCCACGUCUGCCAGCCACGUUGGCAGAAUGGGCGUCAGGUGAGAUGAAAAACCCUGACCGUCCUAAGACCCUAUGCGUAUGGGGUCCAUCUCGGACCGGAAAGACCGAAUGGGCAAGGUCAUUAGGUCCACAUAUUUAUAUGAAUGGCCAGCUUAACGCCGCCAAAUUAUUUGAAUUGGACGGCGAUCAAGAACCCGAGUACUUGGUACUCGACGACAUGGACAUAGACCGCUUCUGGUCCGUCAAAGAAUUCUUCGGUGCGCAAAAAGAAUUCGAAAUCACGGACAAGUACAUGCGAAAGCGCACAGUGUUCUGGGGUAAGCCAUGUAUUUGGCUCAACAACAAGAACCCCCUCAACACGACGGUCCACGACGUCGAUUGGUUGAAGGCGAACACCGUGGUCUACAACCUAGACCAUCCCCUUUACAACGAUCCAGCGCCACCUAACCCCCCACCAGUAGUACCUACUCCGGACUUAGGUGAGCCCAUCGUAUGGGUGCCGACACCGCCACCUGUACUCCAUCAUCCGCAGCCAAUUGCUGCGCCGACGGUCUAUUUAGAAGACUUGUACCCUAACUGGCCUAGACUUAGAAAUUAG
This is a messenger RNA of Pisolithus orientalis, 1440 nucleotides long. RefSeq lists its product as uncharacterized. Gene Ontology annotation, molecular function: DNA endonuclease activity, producing 5'-phosphomonoesters; structural molecule activity. Gene Ontology annotation, biological process: DNA replication. Bases 1 to 1440 code for a protein of 479 amino acids. NCBI's taxonomy places the organism in Eukaryota, Fungi, Basidiomycota, Agaricomycetes, Boletales, Pisolithaceae. The transcript has 4 exons. The record is from RefSeq and is a predicted model, not a curated record.